AUGGCGCUGUGGCUGGCUCUCUGCACGACUUGUCUGCAUCUUGUCUCUCUCUUUCUCUUGACGAGGCCAAAACUUCCGAGGAGGGGACGAAAUAGGCUUAGCCUGAGAUACCCCUCAGUGCAGUCAUGUGACCACCCACCAAAACGGAAAAACGUCAACAAAGACUUUUUACGUUGUCUACAGCAAUGCAGGAGAGCAUCUUUCUACGAAUACUAUGUUCUGGACUCUGAAGAUCGUAUUGGAGAUACUUAUGCUGCAGACUCGGUUCCUUGCAGUGACUGGAUAAUGCUACCAUCAAUCGCCGACGUCAGCCAAUCGCCAAAAAUUGCCAGUCUUGCAACGGACGAGGUGGAUGUGAUAUGA
Penicilliopsis zonata CBS 506.65 is the source of this 363-nucleotide messenger RNA. RefSeq lists its product as hypothetical. Bases 1 to 363 code for a protein of 120 amino acids. Lineage: Eukaryota; Fungi; Ascomycota; Eurotiomycetes; Eurotiales; Aspergillaceae. The transcript has a single exon. The record is from RefSeq and is a predicted model, not a curated record.